Molecule: messenger RNA, 1275 nt
Organism: Lucilia cuprina (Australian sheep blowfly)
Lineage: Eukaryota; Metazoa; Arthropoda; Insecta; Diptera; Calliphoridae
Product: ketohexokinase-like
Exons: 2
Coding region: 279-1223 (314 amino acids)
Biological process (GO): fructose metabolic process
Molecular function (GO): ketohexokinase activity
Source: RefSeq, a predicted model, not a curated record
UUGAUAAGAUUAUAGAAAAUACAAAAAAAAAGAAACUAGUUUUUAAUGUGAACAUUUGUAAAAAAAAUAAAACAUUUAAAUAAAAUAAAUUUAAACUUGUUCAUAAUUCUGUUCAAAACUAAAACCCGGGCGGUGAAAAGUAAGAGAGAGCAAAAGUGAUUCACUGGUGAUUUAAAAGUACAUAAAGGUAAAUAAAAUAGUAGACAUAUGCAUUAAAGGAACCUAUAGAAAAGGUCUAAAGAAAUUAUAAUCAAGGAAGGUCGCCAGUCUUAUUCGGGAUGUCAGAGGAACGACGAGUUCUAUGCGUGGGCAUGUGUGUUCUAGAUAUUAUACAUUUAUGUGCUGAAUAUCCCCGUGAAGACACCGAUAAACGUUGCCUAGAUGGCUAUUGGCAAAGAGGUGGUAAUGCCUCCAACAACUGUACUGUUCUCAGUAAACUAGGAGCGAAAUGUGAAUUCCUAGGAAUGACUUCUUCAGCAGCGGCUUUUCAAUUUCUCUACGAAGAUUGUAAACAAAGAAAUAUAGUAAUAAAAAACUGUCCCAAAACCGCAAUGAAUCCAUCUUUUUCUAGUGUAUUACUAGUAAAAAAUAAAGGUACACGCACUAUAGUUCAUGCAAAUACCGGAUUUCCCAUUUUAAAAUAUGAAGAAUUUCAGAAAAUAAAUUUACAUGACUACAGCUGGAUUCAUUUUGAAGGACGUAAUGUCGAUGAAACUAAAGAAAUGAUUGAAAUGAUAAGAAAACACAAUGAGAAACACAAAGAAAAACGAAUAAAAAUUUCGAUAGAAUUAGAAAAGCUUAAUAAAGAUUUAUACAUAUUAGCCAUGCGUUCAGAUGUGGUGUUUGUGGGUAAAGAUAUAGCUCACCACAUGGGCUGGUCUACGGCUAAAGAGGCUGUUUAUAAUUCUCAGAAAAUCAUAAAUGAUUUAAAGUCUAUAGAACCAGAAGAAAAUUGGCCUUUACAACAGAUUAUUUGCCCCUGGGGUUCAGAGUGUGCAGAUGUUUUAGACGUUGCUACUAAUGAAUAUAAUUCUUUGCCUGCUGUUCCAGUCGAGAAUAUAGUUGAUUCUUUGGGUGCUGGUGAUACAUUUGUGGCUGCAGUUAUUUAUGCUUUAAAUAAUUUACAAAAAAACUUAAAGCAGGCUGUGGAAUAUGGCAAUCAGGUCGCAGCAUUUAAAAUACAGCAACGAGGUUAUGAUUGUGUGGAGAAUUUUAAUAUAUAAAAUUUAGUUUUAGUUUUUUUUUAAGUAAAAAUAAAGAGAAAAUGUUAGUCCA